AGUUGAAAAAAUCGAAGUUGAAAUAAAACGGCAAAUACUGUUUGUUUUCGGAGUUUCAGUCACUCAUAUUGUAUUAAUAAUGUUUUUAGGUUGAUUGUGACUGCGUGGAUAGAAUUAUUUACUAGGUUACUAAGUUCAUUGCUCCCAUGGAUUUGCAAGCCGAUUCUGUCCCGGUUGCAGAAGUCUCAACAUCAAACAACGAUGGUGAGGUCUCAAUGCCGGUUGAAUCUAUGAUUUUCGAAAAAUCUGGUGAAGAAGUAGAUACCAUUCAAACAUCUGAAAAUAAUGAGUCGGCUAUUGUUGGUGAAGAAAAUGCAGAAUUACCUUUACUAACAUGUAUCGGUAAAGAAAAUGAACCGGCUGCUGAAUUGGAGACCGAAAAUGCUAUGGAAGGAGAAGUCGAGAUGAUGGAUGAGACGCAGUUUGGAGAUAAGGUAACACUACGCAAAAAACAGAAAUCUGAGAUUAUUUCUAUAGAUGAAGACGAUGACCCUGAGUCGGUUUCGGAAAGUUUAGGUCUGGCGAAUGAAGAUGAAGAGCCCUCAAUGACAAAGAUUAACGAAGUGAUUGAUCCUGAACCCCUGGAAAAUAGCAGUCAGUUAAAAUCUUCCGAUGCAAAAGAAACAACUGUGUGGAUAGAUGAAAAGCCGACAGAAAAAGCGUGCGAAGAAACAUUUACUAGCACUGAAGAAGCCGUUGAUGAUGAAUUGGAUAAAAAUGCUGACAUCAAUAGUGAAGCUCAUAAGGCAGGUAAUUCAAAGGAAAGUCGAACUCCUGAGGUUGAGGGCAUUGGCGAUGUUCCUCCAAAUGAUGAUAACGCAGAAAAUACCGAAUUAGAGCACAAUGUAAACCCAGAAGAUUUAGAUAAUCCGUGUGAUGAUGAGUCAAAAACAAAGGCAACUGGUGUUCCAAAUUCACCGGACUUGGAGUCUCCUGUAGAAGAUAAAUGUGUUGCUCCAUCGAAACAGGAGAAGAUUGAUGCAGUGUCAGAUGUAAAAAAUGAUUCUAAUGAAAUCCAAAAUGAAGAUAAAGUAGUUACGUUGGACUCUGCGCCAAACGCUGAAGAACUUCUGAAAAGUAAAAUGCAUGAGUCUGAUGAAGGUGGUAAAACAGAAGAGUUCGAUGAGAACGAAGCAAAGUUAAGCGGUAAAGCAACUACAUCUAGUGAGUGUAACGAUGAAUUAUCGAGUAAGAUAAUUGAAAUGAAGGAUGAUGAUGUUAUCAUGGUAGAAAAUGAUUCAAAUAUCACUGACAGUUUAGAUUCACCUAAAAUCGAAAAACAUGCUGAGGAAAUAGGAACACAUUCAACUCCAACAGAAGUCCAGUCUGGAAAAAGAGAAGAUGAGCAAAAGUGUGAGCAAACUAAGGACGAUGGGGCAAAAGUCGAAGCCGCAGAUGUCAAAUGUACAAAAGAAUUAUCUAGCGAUACUCAUAAAGAAAAUGAUGAUGCUAUUACGAAACAAAGCGAUCUAAGUAUCACUGACAGCUCUGAUUUAUCUAAAACCGGUUCAGCUCCAACGUUUACAGAGAAUGAAACUGAUAGUAAGCAAGAUAAAGAAGGUGGAGAUAAAAUUGAAACCACAUUGGAAGGCAAUAAAGUAGGUCAAAAUAGCUCAGAAAGCGAAUCCAUCAACCAUAUCGACGACACAACAACUGAUAAACCUAAAGAAAGUGAUGACGAUGUUAUCAUGGUCGAAAGCGAUUCAACUUCUGCUGUCACCUUAGAUUCGUCUAAAAUAGCAUCAAACAGCAGCCAAGCAGUUUCAAGCACCGAAAAAAGUAUGUCCAGCAAGUGUUUAGAUGAAUCAUCGAGCGAUAAAAGAAAAGAGAAUACACCUGCAGAAAACGAUGAUGACGUUGUCAUGGUAGAAAGUGAUCCGGAUGUUUCGGGCAGUACUAAAACUGAAAAUUCUGACAAGGGCAUUGCAACAGAAUCAACUUCCACCGAACCUGUGUCAGAAAAGGACGUUGAAACCGUUGAUCCUGAAGGAAAAUCUAAAAUACCUGAAUUGGCGAAAGGCACAGACGAAAGCAAAACCGAUACAUUGACGGCGGAUACUAAAAAAUCUCAAUCUGCGGAAAAAGAUGAUGAAAUUAAAACAAGUUCGAAGGCCUCGGAGCCAUCAUCAGAUAAUAAAAAUGAUGCCCAAUUAGAGAAAACAAUUGUUCUAGAUGAAAAACUAGGAGUUUUCGAAGAGAAGACUGCGCAACCGGAAGAGAAAAUCCCACAACUUAUUACAGGUGAUUCUGACGAGGAUGUAGUAAUGAUCGAAGAUGAUGAUCCAGCUCCUGUGACAAAAAUAAUUCCAAAAACUACCCUUUCUGGUACUAAAACUGUCUCUGGUGGGAAACUUAAUCUCGCUGCUCCGAAACGCGCGUCGGUGCCAGAAAUCAAACCAGUAAAACCGAAAACGGUUAAGCCAGCAAGCUUCGAUUGUGUUAAUCCUGAUUGUGCUAAGUCUUCCACGGAAACCGCACCAGCACCGAGCUUUGUGUUAAAUUUUUAUAAUAUUCCAAAAAAAUCUAAGAAGCAACGGGUAUGUUUGGUUUGUUACGAUCAGGUUGUGGAGAAAUAUGCCGAAAUGAGCAAUUCGCUUGUUGAUCAACAGCCUCUGCUUUUCUGUAAAAUGCCUCAAAAGAAUGAGCUGGUGGAAAUAUCCGAUAGCAGUGAAGAGGAAGAGGAGAAUGUUCAAGAAGAGUCUGGUAAACCGCUUUCCUCUGACAUCAUCUCUUUGGUGGAGACUGAAUUACAAGACAUACUAACGUCUACGUUCGAGAAAAUCAACCUGAGUCAGCAAAUAGAAUGGACUGAGCAAAUAAUGAAACAGAAAAUUGCUUACAAUGCAAAAUUAUCUGAUGAGAUCAACAACGAGCUGAAUGAACUGCAGCGCAAGGUAGACCGCAUUCAUCUGAACCUUUACUCGAAAUCGCGACCAAAGUAUCACGAUCUUCCACCAUGUAAUAUCUACCAUGAAGUCGAUUUGAUGAAUAGGAACCAACAAACGAAAGUACAAACUUCUCAAAACCAGCUGCCGCAACCACAAAAAGCACCUGUCCCGUUACCGGUGGCUCCAAAGACCGAAGAGUUCGCCAGGCCCUCAGUCGUUAUUGGACAAUUUUAUUUUGCUGUUAAGCACAAGCUACUCAGUAAUUGGGCGGAAUGUCAGGUCGUCGAAACAGUUAGUGUUUCUGAUAAAACUCUUUACAAAGUUAACUUCCUACACAAUCAGGGCUCGGGCAGUGCACCUGUUAAAGUUGUGCCAGCAAAAUUCCUAGCUUAUCGACACUCAUUCAACGUAAAGCUACCACUCGGCACCCGUGUAAUUGCUCGUUUCGAUGCUGGAACUACUCAACCAUCGUACAAGCUUACCCAGGCAAGCAAGAGUAGCUCUUUCUAUCCGGGAAUCAUUGCCGAGUCUUUCGGCAAAUAUAAUCGACAUCGUUAUUUGAUUUUCUUCGACGACGGAUACGCUCAGUACGUGAGCCAUGGCGAUGUUCGAGUUGUCUGUGAGGAAUCCAAGGAAGUCUGGUUGGAUAUUCAUCCACACUCGCAGGAAUUUAUUCGAAAUUACCUGCUUAAUUACCGCUCGCAAAGGCCUAUGGUUCAGGUGAAGGUUGGCCAAAGAAUCAUCACGGAAUGGAAAGGAAAAUGGAUCUACGCAAAAGUAAUCGACAUCGAUGCCAGCUUGGUUCAGUUGCAUUUUCCGGAAGACAACCGUUUUGAGUGGAUUUAUCGCGGUUCAACACGACUUGGUCCACUGUAUCAAGAGAAGGCUCUCAGUAUGAGUAAAAUGAGCAACAACAAAUUUUCAAAAUUCCAGAAAAGAAAUGAACCUUCUAUCGAGUACAUCACUAUUGAUGACGAUGAAACUGAUCAGAACAAAAUAGACUCGAAGAAGCCGCCAACUCCUCAAGAGCAGGCCCUGCAGUCGUACCAAAUGCAGAAUAAGGCGCUGCAACAACAGCAGAACCUAGCAGAUGCUGCCACCAAUCGCUCGGUAGCGAAAAAAAGCACUUUUCACCGGGCCGUUUCCACGUCCCAGCCGUCGGCGGUGUUUAUGAACAGUUCGACCAUUUACUGCGAAGAUGACCGCCCGAAGGGUAAAAUCGUAUAUUACACUGCUAAAAAACAUCUUCCGCCGCUCAAAUAUAAGCCGCAUGAGUGCAACCCGAACUGUUUGUUCAAAAUCACGCAUAAUCUCAAGUCUUACAGCCCACUGGCAAAACCUUUGCUGUCGGGUUGGGAGCGACAACUUUGCAAAAUGAAAUACAAGAAGGUGUAUGUCGUAUAUCGAGCCCCCUGCGGACGACGACUACGCAAUAUGUACGAGCUGCAUAAAUACCUACGCAUGACUAAAGCUACGCUGAAUGUCGAGAACUACGACUUUGACCCUGUGGUGCAUUGUCUUGCGGAAUAUGUAAUUGAAAAUCAUAUCUACCAUAAUCCGGAUCUCUCGGAUGGUCGUGAAUUUAUGGCAGUACCAUGCGUAAACUAUUUUGACGACACGAAACCGCCGCCGUGCGUGUACUCAACGGAGCGUAUUCCAACGGAAGGUGUCAAUCUUAACCUGGAUGCGGACUUCCUGUGCGGUUGCGAUUGCGAAGAUGAUUGCAUGGAUAAAAGCCGCUGCCAGUGCUGGCAGCUUACGAUUGCCGGUGCUAAGUUUGGCAAUCCAAACACGUCGCUCGAUAAUAUUGGCUAUGUUUACAAGCGACUGCAAGAGACGGUAGUUACCGGGAUUUACGAGUGCAACUCUCGAUGUAAAUGUAAUAAUAGCUGCCUGAACCGAGUAGUGCAGCAUCCACUCCAAACAAAGCUGCAGGUAUUCAAGACCAGUAACCGUGGCUGGGGUAUUCGUUGUCUGAAUGAUGUUUCGAAGGGAAGUUUCAUAUGUAUCUACUCGGGACAUUUGCUGACCGAGGAAGCCGGAAACAUGAUCUGCCAAAUGAAUGCAAACAAAGCUGGUGAUGAAUAUUUCGCCGAUUUGGAUUAUAUUGAAACUGUGGAACAGCUUAAGGAGGGUUACGAGACAGACGUUGUGGAAUCGGAAAGUGAACUCGAUAGUGACGAGCCAGAUUAUGAUGCUAAGCGGGACACCGAUGCGUCGGACGAUGACUUCACCACGAACUGCAACCCCUCGAAUGCCGUCGUAAAAACAAGAUCCCAGGUUAGACGAGAUAGUACGAAAAAAACGGAGCCAAAAUUUGAUAAGAAACAGAAAAAGAAGGAAGACACGAAAAAUGGAUCGGAUGAUGAACGUGAAAUGGUCAGUUUGGUCCCCAAUGCCGAAAUGAUAAUUACAAAAGAAGACGAAACUAAUACAUCUAUAAAAUAUCGCUCGGUUCGCAAAAUAUUUGGAAAAGAUGAAAAAAUCUAUAUUAUGGAUGCCAAAAAGUCCGGAAAUCUUGGGCGAUACUUUAAUCAUUCCUGUAACCCGAAUCUCUUCGUGCAAAAUGUGUUUGUCGAUACGCAUGAUCUUCGUUUCCCAUGGGUAGCUUUCUUUGCUCUAUCCAAUAUUCGAGCAGGUUCGGAACUAACUUGGAACUACAACUACGACGUUGGAUCAGUGGAAGGAAAAGUACUUUACUGUCAGUGCGGGGCAGAAAAUUGUCGUCAGCGACUACUCUAAAAGGCACAGGUUAGUAGUACCUUUCCUGUAUGUGAUUGUGUCUAUGUUUUGUGUUAUUGUAGCAGAUCCACACAAGAUUGUGAGUGUUCGAUAGUUUUAAUAAAAAAACGAAACAUGGAUUAACUUUAAUGUCAACAAGCAGCAAAAAUUGUAUUAAUAUAAG
This is a messenger RNA of Sabethes cyaneus, 5793 nucleotides long. RefSeq names its product histone-lysine N-methyltransferase eggless (gene egg). NCBI's taxonomy places the organism in Eukaryota, Metazoa, Arthropoda, Insecta, Diptera, Culicidae. The record is from RefSeq and is a predicted model, not a curated record. The transcript is spliced from 11 exons. Gene Ontology annotation, biological process: heterochromatin organization; negative regulation of gene expression. Gene Ontology annotation, molecular function: zinc ion binding; histone H3K9 methyltransferase activity; DNA binding. The coding region runs from base 147 to 5630 and encodes 1827 amino acids. Gene Ontology annotation, cellular component: nucleus.